ACAGAGUUAGUCAGACAGAUACUGAAGUUUUCCUCCAGCAGGACCACUGCCGUGUUCAUCACCCUCACCUGACACACACCUGUUGGACAUGGGCUUUCUUCUGACCAAGAUGUUGGCUGUGUUCGGUGACAGAGAGCACAAAGUCAUUCUUGUGGGUUUGGACAACGCUGGAAAGACAACUGUCCUCUAUCAAUUUCUGACGAAGGAAGCCGUCCACACGUCCCCCACCAUCGGCAGCAACGUUGAGGAGAUCAUCGUCCGGAACACGCACUUCUUGGUUUGGGACAUUGGCGGACAGGAGAGCCUCCGAGCCAGCUGGUACUCAUACUACUGCAACACGGAGAUUGUCAUUGUGGUUGUGGACAGCACCGACCGUGAACGCCUCACCCUAACCAAAGACGAGCUGCACCGCAUGCUCUCACAUGAGGACCUGCAGAACGCGGCCAUUCUGAUUUUGGCCAACAAACAGGACGUGAAGGGCUCGAUGACGGCGGCGGAGAUCUCUCAGUGCCUCACGCUCGACUCCAUCACCACGCACUCGUGGCACGUCCAGGCCUGCUGCGCCCUGACAGGAGAGGGUCUACCUGCCAGUCUGGACUGGAUGAAGUCACGGGUUGUCGCAAACUGACCACGUGCCACUGGAUCAAACUUCAUCAAACUGAACCGACCUCGAAGGCACUGCAAAGGCCACAGUGUCAGGAUUAUGUACAGUGUUUUGGGCAAAGUCCUGUGAAUAUGGUGCUUGCGAUAGCGCCACACCUACCGUAUGUCUUACCCAGCUGUGUGAGAGUCUGCAAGGGUGCUGCCACCUGUGUGGAUGAGCCUCAGAGUAGACAAGGGGCAGAGAAACCUGGAUGCACAAAAUACGAGUAACGGACUCUAGGUGUUGACUUCUGCACUGUUCAAGAACCACUCAGUGGUUUGAUUAUGAUCUACUAACCUGCUUAACUUGCAAUAGUUGCUGCACAAUCAGGAAGUGGUUUGUGAAGUGCGCUGCGUUUAUGUAAGUUACCUUGCCUGACCAGUAAUAUCACAGCCCACUUUGGUCUGACUGGAGUUCUUUCAUGUCACUGUUCAUCAAGUGGUGACAACAGGAAGUUCAGUGAAUUGUAAACUGGCAACUAAAGUCAUUCUUUCCUUACUGUAACUGAACAAGCUGUGCAAAGAUGUUAUAACCUAUACUUGAAUUAUAAGGCACCUGGAGAACAUAGCAGAAGAUACUGAUGACACUGAGGCUCAUAUUUUAUUACUCUUUGAGCUUAACAGUCAUGAUCUCGUUUGACCUUUGAUUGGUGAUUCUUAUCACUGAUUACCAUCUCGCUUCACUCAUCUGAACCACUCCUGCUGCAACCGAAUUUCAGUACGUCAGUAGUCACAGAACAGCUUUUCAAUCGCAAAGUGAGUUUAGUUGCUGUAUGCUGAAGACUUUUACACAAUGACUGAGUAGAGAAUAUAAGCACAUACUGUUGCUCCUGUGGCCUCUCUUACACAGAAACCCUGCAAUGUUGAGAUACAAGCCUACACCAGAAGUAUGAAAGCAUAUUUUAUGCCAAUGAACAACAGGACACUUAAUUUAUUUUAAAGAAGCAAAGCUCUUGAACUGUUUACUGUAUAUUACAGCAUAUUUUAAACGAUAAAUUGUAUUGUGUAAUACUUUUCAAUAAAUAUUUUUAU
Molecule: messenger RNA, 1674 nt
Organism: Chelmon rostratus (copperband butterflyfish)
Lineage: Eukaryota; Metazoa; Chordata; Actinopteri; Chaetodontiformes; Chaetodontidae
Gene: arl5c
Product: ADP-ribosylation factor-like 5C
Exons: 6
Coding region: 89-628 (179 amino acids)
Biological process (GO): protein localization to Golgi membrane; intracellular protein transport; vesicle-mediated transport
Cellular component (GO): trans-Golgi network; cytoplasm
Molecular function (GO): GTPase activity; GTP binding
Source: RefSeq, a predicted model, not a curated record